AUGGACUUUUUCAACUUACGACAAACGAACUAUAUUCGCAACUAUUUAGAUCGCACACUGGAUCUUAUUUUCUGCUCCCACGAUAUGGUUGUCAACACUGCUGCGUCAGUCUCACCGCUCUUGUCAAUUGAUCGUCACCAUCCGCCGUUGAUGAUUAGCACUUCGUUUGCCGUUUCAGAAUUGCCUUUGGAUUACUAUACCGUUGAUGAUGAGUUGUCGUUGGAUUACAAUAAAAUCGACUUUGACAUGUUUUUCACCGCUUUAUCUGAAAUCAACUGGACGAUUUUAUUUGAUGAACUAACCACAGAUGAAACAGUUGAUACGUUUUGUUCCGUGCUUAACAAUUGGAUGGAUACUAAUGUAUCGAUUCGUCGCUCAAGUGUUUCUCCUGUAUGGAGUACACCACAUUUGCGUAAAUUAAAGAAAAAACGUAAUACUUCACAGCGACGAUUACGAAACUAUCGUUCAACUGAGCAUAAACGCAGCUUUCAUUUAGCAUCCAAUGAGUAUCGAAACCUGAACUCGUCGCUCUACAAAUCAUACAUGUUACGUGUGCAAACUAGUUUAAGACGACAACCCAAGAGGUUUUGGAGCUGUGUAAAUUCCAAGAGAAAGAACUCUUCAAUUCCUGCUAAUAUCUUCUUAGAUGGUACUGAAUCAUCUGCCGAUAGGACAAAAUGUGAAUUGUUUGCCACUCAUUUCGCGUCAGUGUUUGCUGCGCAUUCCGUUGCAACGUCUGAAAUUGAUUUGGCCAUUAGGGAUGUUCCUGAUAAUCUGGUCGAUUUUGAUAUGCCACAUGUUACACCUGAUAUGGUUAUGAGAGCUACUCGCAAACUUAAAAAUGCUAAAAUGUCCAAUAUUGAAACAAACAGUGAACAGAUAAGUCCAACUAGCCCACUUACGGACAUUGUGCAGACGGACUACGAUCGCAUCACAGUGCAAAGGGAUCAUGGCGUGUCCAGAAUGACCGGUAUCAUCAACACUAUGGAAAUUUUCCAAGCUGAUAGGAUGGCACUUCAAACUCGACGUGACAUGCUUAAGGAGUGCUACAAAUCUUACGAUCAAGCGCAAAGUACGUUAGAGCAAUGGAAUCCCGACGAGAGUUUGAGUCGAGUAGAAGUGGAAAUCAACUAUAUCAAUGGCUUAACUGCAUUCGAGAGAAAAAUUGCAUCCAAGGAUUCAGAAGAUACUAACUGCAAUAUAGCUAGCAAGGAUUCUGUGAGACUUCCAACUGUUGAUCUCCCAAUAUUUUCUGGCCAUGGAGAAAACUGGCUGGAAUGGUUCGAUAAAUUCAAUGCGUUAAUUCAUCGACGAAAUUCACUAGCUGUAAUACAAAAAUUCGAGUACUUAAAACUGUCACUCCGUGGCGCAGCAUUGGGACUAAUUGACUCUUUACCUAUUACCGAGGAUAACUAUAAAAUCGCUUAUGAAAUGAUUGAACAAAGAUAUAACAACCCGAAAUUGCUAAUUCAAAAACACACACGAGAGUUAUUUGAGUUAAAAUCAUUAGAGUUCGAAUCAGCCACCGGAUUGAGAAACCUGUUUGAUGCUGCCAGAAAGCAUCUUCGGUGCCUUGAAAAUUUGAGUCAGCCAGUAUCAUCGUGGGAUGCGCUACUAAUCCACCUAAUGUCCAAUAAAUUAGAUCACGAAUCCCGCAGAAACUGGGAGACAGUUGUAUCUGGAUCCAUUCCGCCGCAAUAUAAGCAAUUGGAAAAGUUCGUGUCGGAGAGAUGUCAAGUGUUGGAUGCUAUGCCUCUCAAACGAAAAUCUACCACUGAUUCCAAUAACAAUUUACCAAAAAAGUACAAAUCAGAAGUAAAAACUUUCACUAUAACUAAACCUUUUGGAUCUCAGAGAUGUCAAGUUUGCUUCAAAUCUUCGCAUUUCAUCGGUAGUUGUAAUCAGUACAGGGCUAAAUCCUUGGAUGAGAAAAUUAAAGUGAUUAAAAGAGCCUCUUUGUGCUAUAAUUGUUUGAGACCAGGACACAAUGCAGAAUUUUGUAGGAGUAGAGGGUGCCUUAAAUGCGAUCACAAACAUCAUACGUCGAUACAUCGAGAAAAACAGUCAACAUCGAUCAAGAAUUUUCACCCAUCCAACAGAGUUGAAAAUAUAAUAGAUGGAGUGAACGAUCAUUUAAAUAACACGAUUAUUCCUACCGCAUCCAUAGUAGUAAUGACAAACAACGGUUCUGUUGUGUGUCGCGCGCUGAUUGAUUCCGGAUCCCAAUCAAAUUUUGUUACCAGCUCCUUCAUACGUCGAGCGGGAAUUAGUACAAGUCAGGCCUAUUGUCAAGUAGCAGGGUUUGGCCAACAUUCGCAAACUAUCCGAGAGAAGGCAAUUAUAUCAUUCAAAUCACGUUUGAGCAACUAUCGUAAAACGAUACCAGCAUUGGUUACAGACAAAAUCACCGGAUUUUUACCAUCAACUGAUUUGAACACAGACGGAUGGGAUAUGCUGGGUGUGAACCUUGCGGACCCCGGGUUCCAUCUCAGCAGUGCAGUUGAUAUACUGCUUGGCUCAGCUGUAAUGUUCGACAUCUUGCGCGACGGAAAUAAGGAAGUUGGCAAAUCCUUACCAUAUAUGCAAAAUACUACUUUGGGAUGGAUAAUUGGUGGAACGAUAGCACAUAUUAAUGCUAAUGUUGCUGUAACCCGAUUCAUGAACGGCAACACAAACAACGACGUGCGUGCGGAUAACUCAGAUGAACAUAGUUUAUGCGAAAAACUGUUCGUGGAAACAACAUGUCGAACCAAAGAUGGCAAAUUCAGUGUUAGGCUACCGCUAAAAUCAAAAGUAGCUCAACUCGGUGACUCCAAAAGUUUGGCUCUUGACAAAUACCUGCAAUUAGAAAAAAGAUUCGAGAAAGACUUUUUACUGAAGAACGAAUAUACACAAUUCAUGAGCGACUAUUUGAAAUUAGGUCAUAUGGAGAGAUUAGAUGAUUCAUGUAUUUUAAUGAAUGGACCUAUCUUUUAUUUUCCACAUCAUGCCGUGCUUAGACCUGAAAGCAGUACCACCAAAUUGAGAACUGUCUUUAAUGGAUCAGCGACGACAUCCAGUGGAAUGUCGUUAAACGAUGUUAUGAUGACGGGGCCAUCCUUACAACCAGAUAUUUUCAACAUCCUAGUAAGAUUUAGAUGUCAUCGGUAUGUUCUGACAGUUGAUAUAAAGAAAAUGUUUAGACAAAUCGAAGUGCAAGAAAAAGAUCGACAACUACAACUCAUACUAUGGCGUUUUUCUCCUGAAGAUAAAGUGGACACGUAUCGCCUUAAGACCGUGACAUACGGUACCUGUUCGGCCCCUUUCAUUGCAGCUCGAUGUCUUAAACAGCUGGCUAUAGACUUCGAACAUAAGUAUCCAGAAGCUUGUCGGAUUAUUCAGAAGGAUUUUUAUAUGGACGAUGCAUUGACUGGUCACAAUCAGCUGGAAAAGCUUAUCGAAAUAAAGGACCAACUCAUUGAGAUUAUGAGCAGUGCGAAAUUCGAACUUCAUAAAUGGAGAUCAAACGAACAGAGUUUAGCGGAUAACGAAAAUGAAUCGGAAAUAGGGAAAAUUUUGGGAUUGCGUUGGGACACAUUACUAGACAGGUUCAGUUUUAGCAAUGAAGUCAACGUGCAAGUUGGAAUGACUAAACGUAACAUUUUAUCUGAAAUCCAAAAAAUCUACGACCCUCUAGGAAUUUUAAGUCCCAUAAUUGUACACGGGAAACUUGUGAUGCAGAGCAUAUGGUCGAAGAAACUGCAAUGGGAUGAGCCAUUACCUGAUCAAGUUUCUCAGGAAUGGAAAUGGUUUUGCAACCAAAUAGAGGAGCUCCACAGCAUAAGUUUUCCACGGCACGUUACCAACAACGGUAGUCCAAUCGAGCUUCACGGGUUUUCCGAUGCAUCAAGCCGGGCCUACGGUGCUGUAAUAUAUACCCGAAGUAUCGUUCAUGAGAACGUCCACGUGAGCUUACUUUGCGCUAAAUCACGCAUAGCUCCAUGUGCCGAAAAGAGCGAAAACGAAGAUAGGACGAUUCCUAGACUGGAGCUUCGGGCUGCCACAUUACUGGCAGAGUUGAUGGCAAAAUACAACAUAGAACAGAACAUUCCCUCGGCUCGUGGCAUGCCGAUCGGUUUCGUGUUCACAAUCCUCCAGUACCUGAACUGA
Messenger RNA from Malaya genurostris, 4149 nucleotides. RefSeq lists its product as uncharacterized. The coding region runs from base 1 to 4149 and encodes 1382 amino acids. The record is from RefSeq and is a predicted model, not a curated record. Gene Ontology annotation, molecular function: zinc ion binding; nucleic acid binding. The transcript is spliced from 4 exons. Lineage: Eukaryota; Metazoa; Arthropoda; Insecta; Diptera; Culicidae.